GCUAAAUUCCAUGUGCCACUUGAUUUUUUUACAAGUUUUCUCGCUCGAUUUGAGGCGUCAUGUGCUGCUGCUUAUUUGAUUCUUUCCUCCAUGCUUUGUUUGUUUAUGCCCAUGCCUCGGUCUCCGUGAUGUGAGAUAGAUUCUCUCCUCUUCCAUACUCAAAUCUUCUCAACACGGAUACAGUCAAUGUGCAUGCAUCAAGUUUUAGGAUUAUUUUUCCAUUGGUGCCGAAGCUGCUCUGCCUUCCCCCGAUUACUGUUCCCUCACAAAGUUUUGAACAGAGUUUCCAGCUCCUCUUCAUCAAUGGACUUGAACUGGAAGCAACACUGCUUAUGCUCUCUGUUCAGGGGGAUUAAACAGUUUCAGACAUGCAGCUACAGGAGCACCAAUCGCGCUUACUCCUCACAUACAGUAUCUUAAACAAAAUCAACACCGCUAAUUUCGCUCCGUGACAUGCUAACCAGUCGUUUGGGCGGCGAUAAAUAAACCGCACUUCCAUCCUAAUCCUUACACACCACCACCUGUCUUGCCGGAGGCAGCCAGGAAGAGGCCAAAGAAUUUCAAAAUCGGGGGCGCACGCAUGUGACCGUGACUGUUUGCAGAGGGCUCCAUUUUCUUGAUAAAACGCAGAUGGCUCCAUGGGCAACGCCUGUCCGGUUCUCGAGCUCGGCCAAAGGAGCCGCAGUGCGGCGGUGGUCCACCUGUCUCCUCCCGCCUCGCUAACCGCAUCUGUAAAGCCUCGUCGGCCCCGUGCUCGCAUAUCACGGGGGGCGAUUAAGUUAAGCUAAUGCGCCUCCUCUUUCCCGGCUCCUGCCCGCCUCUCCCUCUCUCGCUCGCUCGCUCGGUUGCUCCCCAUUCACUUCUUGUCGGUCGCCUUUGCCGCUUUCGGCCUCGGAUUCUUUGUUUCCCCGUUGCUUCUUGCUGCUUCUCUUCUCUUCUCUUCUCUUCUCUGCAUCUGGUUGGUUCAGCUCGCUCGAGCUGAAAUCUUCGACCUGUUUGAUCCGGAGCGGUUCUCUAGUUAACAACUUCGGAUUGGUUCUCAUCUGCUAGAGUGGAUUCGUCUUUGGUUUUGGUUUUGGUUUUGGUUUUCCCCUUGCAUUUGGUAUGAAGAGGGGCACUGCAACCUUGUGCCUCCUCUAGUCCAUCUGUACUUGACCAAGAUGCAUUUUCUGAGGUUAUAUUCGAGCAGUACAGCCGUGAGGAAUGGCUCCGUGGAGCACCCUGCUCGUGGCUCUCCCCUCGGAGCAAACAAGACGGGGCGGCCGACGAGGCUGGCUGGCCUGGACUCCGGCGUCGACGCGGCGGCGACCAAGUCGCCCACCGGGCGGAGCCCAAAGGUGGAGCGCCGCACCACCAUGAGCGCCGAAAGAGAGAAAAGGAGGUCACCCAUGAAGCUCUCGGAGCUGGAGUCCCAGCUCUCGCAGCUGCAAGACGAGCUCAAGAAGGCCAAGGAGCAGCUCCAUUCCUCCGAGAAUUCCAGGAAGCGUGCCCUGCAGGAGGCCGAGGAGGCCAGGGCGCAGGCGGCGGAGGCGUCGGCGCAGGUCCGUGACUCACAGGCGCAGCUCGCCGAGCUCUCCUCGGUCGAGGAGACCCGCAUAUUCGAGCUCCGCCGGCUGUCCCAGGAGCGCGAUCGCUCGUGGCAGUCGGAGCUUGAGGCCAUGCAGAAGCAGCACGAGGCGGACUCGGCCGCGCUCGUUGCGGCCAUGGGCGAGGUGCACCGCCUCCGUGUGCAGCUCGCCGCGGCUGCCCGCGCCGACCGUAAGCAGGAGGCGGCGGAGGCGCUGGCGACCGUGGACGAGCUCAGGACCAAGCUCACGGCGAGCGAGGAGGCCGAGGCGCAGGCGCGAGCAUUGCACGACGAGUGCAAGCAGCAGCUUGAGGCGAGCCGGGCCACCAUCGACUCGCUGCUCACCGACGGCUCCAAGCUGAUGGAUUCAUUCAGCCUCGUCGUCACGGAGCUGGAGGAGUCGCGCGCGAAGCUCAAGACGCUCGAGGAGGAGGUGGCGGAGACGACGUCGGCAAAGGCCGCCGCCGGCCAGCGCUGCAACUGCUCUGGCUCGGAGACCGCCGAGCUGAGGUCGGCGUUGGAGGACGUGGAGGCCAGGUUCCAGGAAGAGAAGAUCCUGAGUACCGUGGAGACGCAGUGCGCGUACGAGCUCAUGGACCAGAUAAAGGUUGAGGCCGACCUGCGGCAUGGCAAGCUUGCCACCGCGCUGGCGAGCGCCAAGUCUGAGGUCAUGUUCCUCAAGGCGAGCCUGUUCGACAGGGAGUCCGAGCUGAGGCGCGCCCAGGUCGCGACCAAGAAACUACAGGACGACGCGAGAACGAACAGCACGGCUGACGAGCUGAAAGCGCAGCUGCAAGGCGCGCUGCAGGAGAACGGGCAGCUGAAGCUCGAGCUGCAGCAGUACGAGUCCGAAAAGGUCCCGGUGAAAUCGGAGGCCGACGCGGCGGCGGAGGCGGCAAAGAAGGGGGAGACGGAGGCCGAGCUGAGGCGGCUGAGGGUGCAGGCCGAGCAGUGGCGUAAGGCCGCCGAGACCGCCAUGGCGUUGCUCACCGUGGGCAAGGGCGGGAACGGGAAGAUCUUGGACCGGGGCGAGUCGCUGGACGGCGGCAAGUACGCGGGCUUGUACGACGAGCUCGACGACGACGCGGCGGCGGCCAGGAAGAACGGUAACGUGCUCCGGAGGAUCAGUGGAAUGUGGAAGAAAUGAGCUGAUCGCCGGUCCAACUGAUAUCAGUGGAGUAGUAGCGUGGCUUGAUCGUAGGGAUCGAGUUGUUCAUUUUCUAUCGCUUGUAAAAUUGUUUUGCCGGUUCUCGUGGUGUAAAAACAUAGGAGUGAUUGUACUGAACGUGUUCAAAGAUGUAUCAUAUGCGGUAUAUGAUGAAUUGAAUCAAUUCAUCCGGGCCUGAAUGGUCAAAGAUUGGAACAUGCAUUCUUGGAAAA
This is a messenger RNA of Hordeum vulgare subsp. vulgare (domesticated barley), 2947 nucleotides long. Its product is annotated as interactor of constitutive active ROPs 2, chloroplastic-like. The coding region runs from base 1161 to 2714 and encodes 517 amino acids. The transcript has 3 exons. The record is from RefSeq and is a predicted model, not a curated record. NCBI's taxonomy places the organism in Eukaryota, Viridiplantae, Streptophyta, Magnoliopsida, Poales, Poaceae.